Molecule: messenger RNA, 2135 nt
Organism: Pollicipes pollicipes
Lineage: Eukaryota; Metazoa; Arthropoda; Thecostraca; Pollicipedomorpha; Pollicipedidae
Product: major facilitator superfamily domain-containing protein 8
Exons: 11
Coding region: 86-1771 (561 amino acids)
Biological process (GO): transmembrane transport
Cellular component (GO): lysosomal membrane
Molecular function (GO): transmembrane transporter activity
Source: RefSeq, a predicted model, not a curated record
UGCAGCCCGGGGUGAGCGGUGACGCCGCGGCGCGGGUGCGCCGGGCGGACAUCGGCUGACGCGGCGAAACACGGCGGAACCGACCAUGAACCUGCUCGGAGGCAGUUCCAGGCGGGACCCGGACGGCACCGGGGCCGUCUACGACACCAUGCACCUGGAGACGGCCGAGGAGCGGCGCAGUCGGCACGUGUCCUUCUGGCUGGUCUGCACGCGCACGUCGUGCGCCUAUAUCGCCCUCUCGAUGAUCGUUCCCACCACCUGGCCCUACAUGCAGAACCUGGACCCGGACGCUCGGAAGACAGACGCCGCCUGGAUCAUCUCGGGCAUGUUCAUCGCGCGGAUCGUCAACAACGCGCUGCUGGGGCCGGCGCUGCGCCUGGUCUCGCUGCGCACGCUGGCGCUGCUCACCUCCGUCAUGGUGAUGCUCAGCUACGUCAUGUGGGCGCUGGCCUACCUGAUGCCGUCGCACCCCUUCUACCUGCUGGCCGCCUCGCGCGCCAUCGACGGUCUGUUCGGCAGUGACACGGUGAUCGGCUCCGUGUUCGUGACCAGGGGCACAACGGCACGCGAGCGGGGGCCGGCCAUGGCCCUGCUCGCUGGAGCCGCCGCUGCCGCCUAUAUCCCCGGUGCAGGCUGCACCACGCUGCUAUCCCUGCUCGGCUCCGAGGGCAUCGUGCUCGGUGGCUUCCGCUUCAACAUGUACACAUUGGCUGGCAUCACGGCCUUCACCGUCUACCUGGUCACCACCGUACUGCUCUACCUGUUCUUCUUCGACAACGAGAUCGCGUACCAGGAGCUGGAGCUCGGUCUGGGCGGCGCCGACAGCGGUGGCCUGAGCACGAAACGCCGGAGCGCCACGGCCGCCAACUACACAGGCAUUGCCACCUGUGUCCUGGUCAUGUGCGCCGUUGGCUGCAUCCUGCUCUUCAACGACUCACUGUUGGUGCCCAUGUUCAUGGAUAUGAACGGCUGGCCGGAGGAGAGGGCAGUCAGGACGUACGGCUUCCUGAUGAUGGGCUUCAGUCUGGUCUCGACCGUCAUGUUCGUGGUGACGGCUCGGCUAGCUAACAGGUUCGGUGAGCGCGCUCUGCUGCUGGCCGGCUCGAUGGUGGGCUUCCUCGGCUUCGUCGUGUCGCUGCCCUGGGGCUCGGAGAUGCCGCCGACGGUGGCGCCUCUCGCGGACGCAGCCUCCGCUAACGGGGCCGUACCAGACGUUUCACUGGUUGGCGGCACAACGCUGACGCCGGUUGGUACCACUACCAUGACGCCACCGUCUCUGGGCUGUCCCCCUGAGCAAACCUGGUGCUCCAGCGUUCCGCGCAUCUACCUGGGCCAGUACAUCACGGAGCUGGUGCUGCACGGCAUCGCCGUGGCGCUUCUCGCCUCCAUGUCGAACGCCCUCUUCUCCAAGUGCCUGCCGCCCGGCUCGGAGGGUUUCUGGUGGGGCCUGAUGAAGGCGAUGGCCAACGUGUCGCGGCUGGUGACGCCGGUGGCGUUCUCCUACCUGUACCAGUACGCCGGCCCACGGGCCAUGUACGGCACGCUCUCGUCGCUGCUGGCCGGCGUGCUGGUCGUCACGCUGGUCUGUUUCCGACGCCUGACCGACGCCAGCCGCCGCCGCGACGAGGAGACGCCUCUACUGGCCGAGAGCCGAAGUCGCCACGCCAGCCGGACGGAGAGCCUGUGCGCGCCGCGCUCCGAGUACGGUAGCAGCGACCCGCCGGAGCUGAACCGCGCGCCACCAGAAUCCGAGUCGGACGAAGAUAACUGACGGCCGACGACGGUGGGGGCGGCGGCGCGGUCGCUCGUGAUGCGGCUCGACACGCCGGGAUCUCGCUCCGGUGCGGGGACGCGUGCAUGCCGCCCGCGCGCGCCAGACGUGGCGGACGGUGACAGUGAUGCUGUGUGGGUCAGUAUGACGGGCGGGUGGAGCACGAGGAUGCUGCAUCCUCUGUGUAUGAUUAUGUGCUAGAACUGUGUUUUCAUUACGUUCUGACCAUAACGCAUCGACGUGUGAUGGUGUGUGUGUCCUCGAUCAGGCAAUAGUUUUGUUUUGAAUAAUCUAGCCCAUAUGAAAACAUGUGUAAAUACAAGGUAGAUAAAAACGUAAAUACUUUUAUAAAUACAGCCGUUUA